Lingula anatina is the source of this 3862-nucleotide messenger RNA. RefSeq lists its product as uncharacterized. Lineage: Eukaryota; Metazoa; Brachiopoda; Lingulata; Lingulida; Lingulidae. The record is from RefSeq and is a predicted model, not a curated record.
CACGCGCUCGGCGCUAUUUUUCGACACAGGUGAUAUAUUAUACCACAGCGGGUUUCUUCCGUAAAUUCGAAUGGGAGAAGAGUCGUGAAGUAUCAGAAGUAUGGACCACGAAAAUGCACAAUUUAGGCCUUGGUACGGGACCACAGGGUUUUCAUCAGAGGCCUACAGAAAUGUCCCACCGGUGUCGCAUACUACGUACCCUACAGCGCAAACAAUGUCCGCAUCUCAUGAAAGGGGGUUUAAAAGGAAAUCUUUGGUGGAAGCUUACUUGCUGUGGUUGGCACUUGGAUUGUUUGGAGCACAUCAUUUUUACUUGAAUCGUCCACUUUUCGGUAUAAUGUACCUGACUACUUUUGGACUUUGCGGUUGCGGGUGGCUGAUAGAUUUAUUCAGGUUGCCGUGUCUGGUAAAGGAUGCCAACAAACUGAUCGAAGACAGGACGCCUAUGCAACUCAGAAAGCGAAGCGUUGGGGAUGCUUAUGUAUUAUGGUUACCAUUUGGCCUAUUGGGGUGGCACCACUUCUAUUUGAGGCGACCUGGGAUAGGACUGUACUAUUCCUUCACUUUGGGCGGCCUAGGGACAGGAUUUAUAUAUGACCUCUUUCGCAUGCCAUGCCUAGUGAAAAGGAGAAACAGAGAACUCGAAGUAGCGCUCCAACGUCCCCAAGACGCAUGGAGAUAUCGUUACCGUUGUCAUCUUGAUGAUGCCUAUGGCUUGAUAUUUCCACUGGGUUUCCUUGGCCUUCAUCAUUUUUACCUCCGCCGGUUUAAAUGGGGCCUGCUGUACUUAUUUACGUUUGGAAUUUUUGGUAUUGGUUGGAUCAUCGAUUUCUUCCGUCUUCCAAGUUUGGUGAAAGAAGCAAACCGAGAAAAUCAACCAGUUCAAGCCCAUGGAUACAUAGUGACCACAGCACGCCAUCCAUCUUUCCCUGGGCAAGCGGUGCCAAACAGCGGUCAAAGUCAAUCGCUUACAACAGAACAGUCUGGGACAUUUACACACGUUAAUACAUACAGUGGACCCCCAGCCAACUAUGACCCUCCAACUUACCAUGGGGGACCUCAAGGUGCGUUUGUCUUCCUAUUUCUUAUUAUCAGAAGUAUGGACCACGAAAAUGCACAAUUUAGGCCUUGGUACGGGACCACAGGGUUUUCAUCAGAGGCCUACAGAAAUGUCCCACCGGUGUCGCAUACUACGUACCCUACAGCGCAAACAAUGUCCGCAUCUCAUGAAAGGGGGUUUAAAAGGAAAUCUUUGGUGGAAGCUUACUUGCUGUGGUUGGCACUUGGAUUGUUUGGAGCACAUCAUUUUUACUUGAAUCGUCCACUUUUCGGUAUAAUGUACCUGACUACUUUUGGACUUUGCGGUUGCGGGUGGCUGAUAGAUUUAUUCAGGUUGCCGUGUCUGGUAAAGGAUGCCAACAAACUGAUCGAAGACAGGACGCCUAUGCAACUCAGAAAGCGAAGCGUUGGGGAUGCUUAUGUAUUAUGGUUACCAUUUGGCCUAUUGGGGUGGCACCACUUCUAUUUGAGGCGACCUGGGAUAGGACUGUACUAUUCCUUCACUUUGGGCGGCCUAGGGACAGGAUUUAUAUAUGACCUCUUUCGCAUGCCAUGCCUAGUGAAAAGGAGAAACAGAGAACUCGAAGUAGCGCUCCAACGUCCCCAAGACGCAUGGAGAUAUCGUUACCGUUGUCAUCUUGAUGAUGCCUAUGGCUUGAUAUUUCCACUGGGUUUCCUUGGCCUUCAUCAUUUUUACCUCCGCCGGUUUAAAUGGGGCUUGCUGUACUUAUUUACGUUUGGAAUUUUUGGUAUUGGUUGGAUCAUCGAUUUCUUCCGUCUUCCAAGUUUGGUGAAAGAAGCAAACCGAGAAAAUCAACCAGUUCAAGCCCAUGGAUACAUAGUAACCACAGCACGCCAUCCAUCUUUCCCUGGGCAAGCGGUGCCAAACAGCGGUCAAAGUCAAUCGCUUACAACAGAACAGUCUGGGACAUUUACACACGUUAAUACAUACAGUGGACCCCCAGUCAACUAUGACCCUCCAACUUACCAUGGGGGACCUCAAGAUCACGAUGCUGCCCCACCACCCCCUUAUUCAGAGAUUGCCGGAGGAACAUCACAUGGCUUCCAGUACAACCAAGGGCAGUCACAGCCAUAUUUCUCUGGUUUACAGCAACAAAACCAGUAUCAACAACAGCAGCAGCAAUACCAGUGUCAACAACAACAGCAAUACCAGUAUCAACAACAAAGGGAUCCAUUCCAACAACAACAAUACACUAACAACUAUGGUGCCCUGGCACCUCAUGCACCACCUCAAGAAAAGUCACAUUAAUUUAUGUUCUUAUUUUGUUAUUUAUUUCGAUGACAGUUGUCACAAGAUAUCACAACGAUCCUUCUUAAAAAAACUAUCCGUAAGAUGCCAAACGGCGUCUGAUUUGUUUAGGAUAUGAAGAAGAGGAAUAUUCAUUUUAAUUAUAAUAAUGAUGAACAAAAAUGCUACUUUGAACAGCCAGAACCUAGUAGGACUACGUAUAGCUUAAGCAGCUUCUGUUAGUUAAUAGUGCUCUUAGGCGCAAACAUAGUAAUUAAAUUAAAUUCGUUAAAAUAGUACUUAUAUACCGUGGCCAGGGAGGGGCCGGGGUUCGAACGAACAGGCACUUUUUGACGGAAAAAGGUCCACUCUAGGUAAAAUUGAUUAAGUACACGAAGUUUUCAUCGUAAAAGGUCCACUUUUGGUGUAAAAGGUCCCACCUUUGAAAUUGAUGGCUCCAGACCUGCUUGUUGUUUAUAUGCAAAGAAAUGUUCAACUCUGUAAUUAUUGCAUGAAUUUCGUCACUGGGUCACAGUAAAGAGAAGUGAUUUAACUUCGUCAGAGCAAUAUCUGUGAAUAUCUGGUGAAAAAUGAACAUGUGACCCUGGUAGACGGUACAUAAUCAUAUCGGAAAAGAUUGUUAAAUACGUGUAUUACCAUAACAUACACAUUUUCAUAUUGCUUUUAGCUUCUUCACUUUGUUUUAUUCACCCCGCCCUCAUUUUAUUUUCCCAUUCCAUGCUGUCCUCGUACUUUCAAAUAUACACUGUGCCUUUGGAACCCUCUCGUAGCAUGCUACACAGUGUUUGAUUAUUCGGUGUCUGGCUGGUUAUGUGACAGCUACCAAUCUUGUAAUUUUACGAUCGUUUGCAUUUCAGCACAGAGUCACAGAACAGAAAUGUUCAAAGCAAGCGAAUAGCCAAAAAAUACAUGUGAACAUCAAAUAAACCGACUUCUCUCAGUGGCCAUGUAGAGCUGGUAGAGGGAUCUUAACACCAGUCGCGUCUCCUUUCUGUGUUAGCAUGUAGGUUAAAAAAUGAACAAAGGAGUAUCUCAAACCGCGACGAAUUCGUUUCGAAUUGUGAUAAUAUGUGUUGUUUUAUUCUUUUAUAAAGUAAUCGGGUGAUAUAAAGCAUGAUAAAAAGCUCGUCACGUUCAGAUAUUUAACUUCAACUAGCUUUUCUGUUCCAAUUAUAUACAUAAAAAUAAACUAUUGCGACAGGCAGUAUCAGCAACGCCUGAUAUGUUGCACGUACAUGUACUGAUACUAAUAAACAUCUCAGCUAAAGAUAGAACACUGUCAACCCUCAGCACUCAGAGGGCACUGGCCGACGAAGACCGAACACUGAUAAAUUGUGGAUGCUAUUUUCAUCAAAAUCCAUUAAUAAAUUUUAGUUAGGCUGGUGAAAAACAAACAAACAAACAAACAAAAAGAGAAAUUAAAUAAAAUAACAUUAUUCAGAUAGCAAACAACUUGCACAGUUUGGAAAAGUAGUUUUUAAAACCCAAAUAAAUUAACAAAAUUAUAGAGUACACAUAUCCGAUAUGCGAUGU